UCAAGGGACAAAAUUUACUUAAUUAAUUAUGAUGAAAAUCAAAUUGUCGGAUCAAAGUUGCCAUCAAAUAUUCAAGUAUUAAGGGUACUUUUUUACAAUAUGAGGAAAGUAAAAUUAAACUUACGAACCAGUGCUCAUUUGGUUAUUAAAGAAGUUGAAGUAUUCUGGGAGAAAGGAAGAAUACCAGUCAGAAAAUUUCAAAGGAGCAUCGACAAAUUGGAGUCACUGUAUUCAGAAUGGAGAAAUUUGAACAAAAGCUCUAAAAGGACAUCGUUGAACCACGAAAAUAAGGAAAAGGAUUUCAUUGGAAAAUUUAACGAAUUGUUCGAUAUUUCACAUGCAAAUGCCAUGGAAAUGAUGACUAUUGAAGAAGAUAAAUUAUUUUUGAUCUGUCAACGAGAUAAGGAAAGAAAAGGUUGCAUGGCUAGUUCAGAUUAUAACUUAUAUUUACAGGAAAAACAUGAACUAACACAAAAAAUUUUGAAAGAACAAAGAGAUUUGAAACUUCAAAAAUCUCAAUUUAUGUCCAAUGAGGUAGCUAUUUUAGACAGUAGUACAAGUAGUAUAAGUAGUAAUGAAGAAGCCAACAUGUCUUGUGAUGUUUCCGAAUCUAAUUUCAAUGAUGAAAAUGAACCUGGACCAUCCUGUUCAAAAAGAAAAAGAGGCAAACGACAGUUUAUUACAUCAAAACUUGUUGCCGCUUUUGACAAAUGUAAGAUCCUAGUGAGUUGGUUAUUAACCGAACUUCUAUUCACCGUUGUCGUGAACUUCUAAGGACCGAACACGC
Molecule: messenger RNA, 787 nt
Organism: Daktulosphaira vitifoliae (grape phylloxera)
Lineage: Eukaryota; Metazoa; Arthropoda; Insecta; Hemiptera; Phylloxeridae
Exons: 3
Coding region: 100-774 (224 amino acids)
Source: RefSeq, a predicted model, not a curated record